CCGCCAUUGUCACCAUGGCAACCGCUCCCCGCCAACACACACACACAGGACGGCAAAUGGCGGCGAGCUGGCUGGCGGAGGUGAGAGAACAAGUGCACCUCUCCCAGGUUUGGCAGGAGUAUAGCAAAGAGCUGUUUGAUGUUGUGCUCCAGCAAUUAGCGGAAGGACACGUUGAUUUCUUCACUGAUUUAUCUACAUCUGAAAAAGCACUUUUUGUAGACCGAGCUGCCAAAGCAGUCAAUGGAGGAAGUAUUUAUAGAGCACUUGUUAGUCGGAUCAAUUCUGCAUUGGAGGAACAAUUUGGUAAACGACUCAGUUAUAAAAUGCAUGAAAGCAAAUCCAUGCGGACAAGGACAGAGGCAUUUGGGAGUCGUAUCCAGGAUGGCGUGGUUUCUUUAUUACAGAAGUGGCCAGACAUGAAAUCCAAAUUGCAUAUUUUGUUCAACCACAGUUUACCACCAGACUUGAGGAAGCUCACUUGGAAUCUUUAUCUGUCCAACACAAAAGUGAGAAUGGAAUAUCUUUCCUGGCUAUCUCUAAACCUUGCCCAGUCCAACACUGACAAAGCGAUAUUCCUGAAAUGUGAAUCUCUGCUGUCUUCAGAGCCAACUUUCAAAACUCUCAGUGAAACAAAAUAUGCGGCCAAGAUCAUGAGUAAUGUCCUGUCUUACUACCAGAGGAUUCAACACUCCAGCGAUUAUCUUUCAGAAGCAAACUAUCUCCUGCUGGUUCCAUUGGUACAGGUCUCCUUAGCAGCAACCACUCUCAGUGCAUUACUCAAUGUGCCUAGUACUCAGUUGGUCGAAGAAUAUGUAACAUUCAUGGAGUGGUGGAAGAGAGAACUGGUUAAUCAGAUGCCCGGCAGUUCAGCAGAUGACAAUUUGUUCGAAGGAAUGGCAAACAUGCUCGAUGAAAAGGAUAAAGAAGUGUCUGCCAUAAUUCAGAAAAUCUACACUCAGCAAGCAGGGAACCAAUCCAGGCAAGAUUUACUGAGAGGAUUACAGAGCCUUCUCAAUCCAGUGAUCAGUACUCUUUUUGUGGGAUACCUGAACAUGGAAACAUUGCUGUACGUUUGGGAUCAGCACAUCAUUGGCCUUGGUCAUCCUUCCUACAACUGUCUCCCAGCGUUCUGCCUGGCCUUUAUUCUUUUGCUACGAGAACAUUUACAAAUUUGCAAAACGCCAGGUGAUGUGGAUGCAGUUCUAAGAUCACACGCUGCUGAAUUGACAAGUUUACAGUUUCAGAAAGUGAUCAAAGAGCAUUUCUACUCAAACCUCUACAAAAGUUUAACCAAGCAGAACACUGAUGUAUUUAUGGCACUGGACUCAGACCAAGAAAAAGUUCUACCUGCAUGGACUCAUCUCUUCAGAAAUCAUUUGCCAUAUCGAUCCCAACCAAAAGAGAGGCAACAAGCCAGGGAGCAACGAGAUGCUCAGCACAUGCAGUGCUUGAAGGAGGCAAAGCUGACAAAGCUAAGAGAGGAUGAAGAACAAAGUACAAAAGAAAAGAAGCUUCAAAGUCUCCUGGAGGAGAGUCAGAGAAUUAAUCAAGAACAGAAGAUUUCAUUUGAAGAAAAACUUCGCCAGGAACGGCACCUUCAAUAUGAGAUGCAAAGAAAAGCAGAAGAACAAGUCAAUCAGUUACAAGUUGAAAUGAGGCACGUGAUGCAACAAAGACAGUUUUCCACUGAUGCUUACUCUCUGACUAGCUUUAUACCACCCCCACCAGCAUCAUUAGAAUCAACGCGUAGCAGUGGAAUCAGGAAGCCUGGACAAUCUGUCCCUCCAGAAGAUUUAAAGAUCACAACGCCCAUCUUGACUAUGAAUCAACAUCAACCUACAGGCAAAGGAGGCCAUGUCACUCUGGACAUUCUACAUUAUCUGAUGCACACCACUAAUUCAAUUGCAAAUGGUUUUGGAGAGCAAACUUUGUUGAACAAGACAACACAGGAACAACUUCAAACAUAUCAACAAGAUGUCAGAAAUGCAGAGUUUCAACUGUUUGGACACCACGUGGAUAGUGACGAACUGGAUACAAUCCAUGAACCAAAAAGAUCGGAAUUAAGCAGAAAGCUGACCGAUGCAGUCCAAAGAGGUGUGGAGACACGAUACAGAGCCCAUCUCUCACAGCAGGAAAUGUUUUCAAACACUCACAUGCUCUAACACAACCUGCUCAGCAAAUGGGCUGCCAUGUAGUGUAUAGAAAUGAACUGCAAAUGCUGAUUUGUACUGAAGAUAGGCACAAAGUGCUGGAGUAAAUCAGUGGGUCAGGCAGCAUCUCUGGAGAAAAAGAAUGGUUGACGUUUCAGGCCGGGACCUUUCUUCAAGGAACCUUCAAGAAGGGCAACCCAAGCCCAAAAUGUCAUCCAUCCUUUUUCUUCAGAGAUGCUGCCUGACCUGCUGUGUUACUCCAGCACUUUGUGUCUAUCUUUGGGCUACAAUGCAAUCUCCAUGAAUUCACAAAUUCUGAUUUCUCUGCUCAAAAGAGACUCAUUAUUCUGAAAUGUGGAGACGGGUCUGCGUUAAUUAAAUUGAAGUUCAAAUCAUAUCAUUGGCAAAACA
Molecule: messenger RNA, 2561 nt
Organism: Amblyraja radiata (thorny skate)
Lineage: Eukaryota; Metazoa; Chordata; Chondrichthyes; Rajiformes; Rajidae
Exons: 19
Coding region: 15-2162 (715 amino acids)
Source: RefSeq, a predicted model, not a curated record